Molecule: messenger RNA, 1784 nt
Organism: Frieseomelitta varia
Lineage: Eukaryota; Metazoa; Arthropoda; Insecta; Hymenoptera; Apidae
Product: transcriptional regulator ATRX homolog
Exons: 5
Coding region: 164-1669 (501 amino acids)
Cellular component (GO): nucleus
Source: RefSeq, a predicted model, not a curated record
UUCAUGCUGUAGCGCAGGAGUACUAUAUUGUACACAAUAAUUUAACCAAUCAAUAGCGAUUACGUAGUUACCGCGUAGAUUUUGCCGCGCAAACGUUACGUCGCUUACAAAUAAUUGGUAUAAAUAUAUUUUGCCGAUUUUUGACGCUAUAAACUUAUAAACAAUGAUUGAGUCUGAUCAAAGUGACAAAGACACUCGAGACGAAAUGCCUUUAGAAGAUUCUGACAAUUCUAUGGAUACAAAUGAGCAUAAACAAAAAAGGUUGCGAGAGGAGACCUCAGAAGAUGAAAAAUCAGAUUUACCUUCAAAGAAACUAUGCACAUCUAUUGAUGAAACAAUAUUUGAAAACAACUUGGAAGCAAAUGGUGUUGCCAAAAAGAUAAAAGAAAAUACAAAGGAUACAGAUGUUGAUAAUAAAAAGGAUAAAGUUAAGUCAGUUUCAGAUGAAAGUACAAAAGAAUUAUGUGUUGAAGUAUCUGACGUUAAAAACAAUGAAACUUCAAUCAAUAAUGAUGUUGCAAUGGAAAAGAAAGAUGAGCCUAAUAUCUUAACAGAUGGAAAACAACAGGGAAGUACACGCAUGGAAUCUAUAUCUGAUCUUAAUGUUGAAAAUGCAAUAGAAAGAAAGACAGAAGCGAAAGAAGAAGAAAAAGAAGAGGCAGAAGCAGAUAAUGUUAAGUCAAAAAAGAAAGACAAGAAGUCCCAAAUUGAAGAUGCUGAAGUAGUAGAAGGUUUGGAACUUUCUGUAGAAUGUGCAAGUGACAAAGAAUCUUCAAGUUCUUCUGAAAGUGAAAGUGGGAAAGAUAAGAAACUUAAAUCAAAAACUAUAAUUAUCAAAGCAAAACCUAAUGAUUCAGAACUUGAUGUUAGUUCCUCUGAGGCAGACAAAUCAGAUUCACAAGAUACACCUGAAAUUAAACCUAAACAAAUUGCAAAGAAAGAGAAAAAAAGAAGUAGGACUUCUUUCAGCAAAACAAAAAAUACUGACUCUGAAGAGAAUGAUGAUGUUUCAGAUGAAGAUUACAGUCCAAAAACUAAAAAGAAACUCAAAAAGACAGUAGCAAACAAAAAAUCUACAAAAUCAGUCACAGAAUCAAAAAAAGGACGAGGCAGAGGAAGAAAGAAGAAUCAAGUUGAGGAUAUGGAUGGCGAAGAUGAAAAUUCUAAUAUAACAGAAGACCUAAAGUCAGAAGAAAACAUAUCCGAUUUAAAAUCAGUAAAAAGCAAAAGUGAAAAUGAAAGUGACAGUGAAGAUAAUUCUACAGAUGAAAAAAGUAAUAGAACUGAAAAUGAUAAGAAAAUACAAGUAUUAAAAAAAUAUAUUAGACUUGCUGGAAUACAUGUGAAAUCAUACAAUGAUCUUUGGGCUGGUUGUAAAUCAAAUGCUGCAAAAGUAAGAUGUCUUAAAGAGUUAUUAGCAAAAAAUGGAAUAAAUGGCAGACCAUCUAUAGAAAAAUGUAAAAAAGCCAGAGAAAGAAAUGAAAGUCUUAAAGAUGUUGCUGAGUUAAAUACAAGCAAUAUUAUUUCAGAAGGACGCGUUACACGUGCUCAGAGAAAUAAAGAUUCCAAUAAAGACUCGUCAAAACAACCAGAGACACCUACAAAAUAUCGUGAAGCACGUAGUACCUUUAAAAGAGUUUUAACUGUUGUUGAUAGUGAUUCAGAAUGAAGCAUCAUAAAGUUUUAAACAAGUAUUUGAACAAGUUAAAUCAUUGAUAUUAUGUGUAUUAUUUUUUAUGUAUCUACCUUUUGUGGCAGGUAUAUAUGUAUACUAUAUUUAUUUU